AUCAACUGAACUCCUCCCAUCAAUGUAAUACUAAUAGCUCGUCUUCUGUUCAGUUCCCUCCACCUCUGCCGCCGCACCUCCCCUCCCUGCCUGCCUGCACGCGACUCGCAGAAACAUCCGACUUCCACGCGCACGCUGCGAUAACAUCUCCUUCACCCUUCGAUGCUCCAAUACGCCGCUUCCAACGCGCCUCAGACGUUCUCACGACGAUCAUCAGUCUUUGCAGACCCGCCCUCAAGAUCCACAGACAAGGCAUUGUCCAGCUACGAUAGCCAUACUGGCUACAACAUACCGCGACCUCCAUCAACGCUGUCGCAAGCCACAACGAGCAGUGAACAACAUCGGAGCAAAUCGUUCAGUAGUCUGACUGGCUCGCUGGACUCAUCGGCAGCGUUGUCACAGUUGGCGAUGUUGGCAGCGCAGGCUCCAGCGGCGGAGAUGAAUACAAACAAUGGGAGCAGUGAUAGUACGCGAUCAGGGACACCGAACAACGCCAUGAACGGCGUCAACAACGCGCAAUAUGCUUCGGCGCCGCAUGCGACCGCUGGAGGCAACCAGACCGGCGGCGGCCCUCCUGUCUGCCAGAACUGCUCCACUUCAACCACUCCACUAUGGCGUCGCGAUGAAUCUGGCUCGGUCCUUUGCAAUGCCUGUGGCUUGUUUCUGAAACUACAUGCCCGCCCGCGGCCAAUCAGCCUUAAGACUGAUGUGAUCAAGAGCAGAAAUCGCGUCAAGACAGCACAACCCAAGAAGCGAGACAGCAAUGGCGGUGCCGAUGGUCUGAUGCAAGCACCGCAUUCGAACAGUUUCGGCACCUCUCAAAACGACAUCGUUCAUAAUGGACACCAGCACAGUCUUCCAAUGAGCCAGUCGUUGGAACACUCCGUCCGUGCACCAUCUCCUACCUCCGCGUCCAGAAGCAAUACCCCUCUCAACCAGCACUCCUCCUCCGCCAUCGCACCUCAACACAUCUUCGACACCGUCAACCUCCCCUCCGCCGACUCCUCCUUCUCAGCUUCGCCGUCACUGCCACACUUCUCCCUGCGGAACCCCAGUCCCGCUCCAAGCUCCCUAAACGGAACCGCAAACGGACACAUGGAGCCACCUCAAACCUACGAUGUCCUUCUACACCAGAACCAAAUUCUCCGCACGCGCGUGAGUGAAUUGGAAGUGAUUAACGAUCUAUUCCGGGGGAGGGUGUCGGAAUUGGAAGGCAACGGGGAGGUGCUGCGGCUGAAAGCGGAACUUGGAGCUGCGCAUGAGAGAGCAGAGCAGAUGCAGAAGAGGAUUAUGGAUUUGGAGACGGAACUGAGAGAGGGACCGGCAAGGAAGAAGGCGAGGUUGGAGCAUGGGUCGGAGACGAAUGGCUCGUCGUGA
Messenger RNA from Zymoseptoria tritici IPO323, 1377 nucleotides. RefSeq lists its product as uncharacterized. The record is from RefSeq and is a predicted model, not a curated record. The coding region runs from base 163 to 1377 and encodes 404 amino acids. The transcript is spliced from 4 exons. NCBI's taxonomy places the organism in Eukaryota, Fungi, Ascomycota, Dothideomycetes, Mycosphaerellales, Mycosphaerellaceae. Gene Ontology annotation, biological process: positive regulation of transcription by RNA polymerase II; negative regulation of transcription by RNA polymerase II. Gene Ontology annotation, molecular function: zinc ion binding; RNA polymerase II cis-regulatory region sequence-specific DNA binding; DNA-binding transcription factor activity, RNA polymerase II-specific.